Messenger RNA from Macrosteles quadrilineatus (aster leafhopper), 664 nucleotides. RefSeq lists its product as uncharacterized. Bases 62 to 625 code for a protein of 187 amino acids. The transcript is spliced from 4 exons. Lineage: Eukaryota; Metazoa; Arthropoda; Insecta; Hemiptera; Cicadellidae. The record is from RefSeq and is a predicted model, not a curated record.
CGACUAUUUAGGCACCAUCCGUUUCACAACUUGCACAGCCUUCUGACUAAAGGAGACGAGAAUGAUCAAUGCCACCAUAUUGUUCGUUCUCGUGUUUGCCGGACAGAAUAGUCCUGUUUUGGAGGCUGCUGGACCAGACUCAACAGCUGGACAACCGACAACGUCGGCGACAAUCACUAAAACGCUCGCCCAAAUCGGAUCCUUGAAGUUUAUGAUGGAGUUCGUUUUGCAAAAGAUGUAUGCAGUAGGUGGCAAGGAAGAUAAGGAAGAGAUUGUGAGACGCAUACAAAAUGUCUGGAAACUAGACAUACAAACAGUUGAAUAUGUGGUGCACAACAGCGUGAGGAAGGAGUUUAUGGACUAUAAUAAGUGGUUGACCUGCGAAGAUGUCAAAAAGGGAGUACUUGACCUAAUGGCGGUUAAGAAAGUACAAAUUAUUGGCCUCUUAUCUUUGACAAAUGUGGAAGCAGCACAAGCUCUUAUAGAUGGAAAAAAAGAUAAAGAUAACCAGUUAGAAGCUAUUGCGAGGGAUGAUCUUUCUACACGACUGGAAACAGCAUUCGGUGACUGUACAACGCUGACAGGGGGAAUCUCAACCCUCGACGAAGCUAUAACAAGUGCAUGAACCAGAGAACUUAGAUGAAGGUGACGUAAUAAAUUUAAU